Megalobrama amblycephala (Wuchang bream) is the source of this 1342-nucleotide messenger RNA. RefSeq lists its product as uncharacterized. The record is from RefSeq and is a predicted model, not a curated record. The transcript has 14 exons. The coding region runs from base 16 to 1119 and encodes 367 amino acids. Lineage: Eukaryota; Metazoa; Chordata; Actinopteri; Cypriniformes; Xenocyprididae.
ACAUUGGUACUCAAUAUGAAGCUCAUCAACAGCUCCCUGACUGUUCUAGUCUUUAUAAAUGCUGUGUAUUCAGCAGCUAUGAGAGAAGGGAGUGAAGAUUUGUUACGUUUCCUGAAGGAUGCAUUUGAAAUGAAUCUGCCUCCUGUCCACACUGAAUCACCACAGCUCUCAGAAAUGGAUCUAACAACAGUGAGGAUUCUGGAUCCUGUGCAUCCAACAGAUCCGACUGCAGAAUGUAAAGCCCCAGAAACAGUUGUGAUCUCUGCUGACUUUUCCAACACAACUCCUAAAGCAGACUUGGUACAACCUGCAGAUGUUGCUGAGGAGAGAUCCAUUGAAAGCAGCAACUCAGACAGCAGAUUAGCUGAAAGAGCAUCAGCAGAAGACAGCAGAGAGGGUGACAACUAUAAGAGGUUACAGCUGAGAACCACACUUACAGACACUCAGAAAGCAUUACAGGAGCGUUAUGCAAACUCAGCAGAGAGUAUGAGUAUGGACAGGUCUGACAUGGACACAGGCUUGACUGAGAGCUCCAACAAACAAAUCCAUAAAGCAAUAGUGAUGAAGGACAUUAGUAGUCAGGAAAUGGACAGACCUGAGGUGAACGGGAGAAACCGACCCCCAAGGAUCCAGAGGAUGUUAGAAAAACAGAACGGUGCGGUCACAGACUUUAUGAAAGAGAUUCAUCCCAUAAUUCAGAGUUAUGCCAGUAGAAUGAACCUCAAAGACCAGGCUGGUAAACCACAUGAUGCUGACAAACACGAGCAGGAGAGCCACAAAAGAGCAAUGGAUUUAGACAGCCCAGAGUUUGUGGACACCCCUGAUAGACCAGACCUUGAUACUGACAGUGAAGAACGUGGUGGUAUUCAUGGAAGAUCUCAGAGACAAAUCUCAGGAAUUAAAGCAAAACUAAACUAUGCUGCUAAGCAGGCCACACUGGACGACAACAGGGAAUUGGCUGAUCUGAUCCCAGGAUGCACAGAAACAUCUGUUGAACAUCACAUGGAAGAGAACAUCAGUCUGGAUGCCCCUAAUGUGGACCAGGAGAUUCAAAAGGACACAAUGAGCUAUCAGAACCAGCUGAGGAAAAUAUGUCCCACCAAGAGUGUACGAGCAUAAAAAAACCCAAGAGCACAGCUGGAUUUAGAUAGUCCAGAAAGAGUGAACAGGAAGAUCAAGUGGCAGUUCCUCUGUAGAAAAUCAUGUACUUUUGUAGAACAUACUUUCUUUUUUCUCUCUUUUUCUCUCUCUUUCUCUUUUCAACAUUAUUAUUUUAAUGUCAUUUUGAUUGGAUAUAUUUUUGUUUGUUUUUCAUUGCAUAAAUAAAAUAAUCAGAGUUUUA